AUGAUUCGCGUUGCUACGACAACCACUUCGCCGGCAUUCCUCGAAUUGGCAUCCUCGCCGUCUAAUCGUCCGCACGAGCAGAUAACACUGGCAAACGAAUCCCCUGUGCAGACAUCAGUUCCGCCAUCGCGAGCGACCUCGCCCGCAGCUUCCAGUGUCAUAGCACUUGGGUCGCUAAGCCAACGACAACCGCCUGCAUCUCCGGAAUCGCUCCCCUCUCUUCCCAAGUAUCCCGGUACGUGGGAUUCUUUGUCUUCGUCAUCCCCUGAGAAUCGAAAGGCAAAUAGCGCAUAUUUCACUGCUGCUUGGGGCUCUCCAUAUGCAACUCCCAGCCCACGUCGGCUCUCCUUGACACUCAGUCAUCAGCCUAGCUUGAACCUCCCGUCUCGGGACAAUUCUCCUUCAAGAGGUCGUGGUUACACAUCCGUACGUGGUCCUGGAUCGUUCCGAACAACGUCGACGUCGAGUCAAGUACCAAGGCCACUUCCCGGAUCGGUUGGUCCAUCUUCCACCCGAGACUUUUCAGGCACACAGGGAGCUUUUUCGUUCAAACAAUUCACCGAGGACUGGAUCGAUCAGUAUCUCUCUGGCCAGCCACGCACAGAACGGACGAACUGGUUGAGUGACGACGAAGGCAGCGAGGCGCCAUCCUUCUUCACUGCCCGUAACAAUUUCGGCGACGAUCCAACUGAAGGUUGGCUGGGUCUAGACGAACCGAACGACGAGGAUCCCCUGCGGACACCUACUGCUUCCAAUUCCCUAUCAAGUAGAUCAAGAAAGGGAUUUGCUAGAGGGCAACUUAGUCGUACUCGCCAAAAACAUCUUUCCACUUUCAGUACUGCUACUUUAAGGCAAGAAGACGUUUGGGGUUUUGCAUUCGGGGACGAGCAUCCGUCAGCCGAAAUGUCUGAUAUAGCGGAUGCACCCCUGCCUACAGCGGAGCACGACUCUCCCGCCGAGUCUUCAGUGGAGAAGCCUCUGCCGUUACCGCCUACGGACGAUGCCACAAAUAUUGAAAACGCUGAGAGUGUAGCGACUGAUGCUAACUCACGGCCUCCAUUACUCAGUCAGAGCUCGUCUCAAGGCGGGAGGGCAAAGGUAUUAUGGCGCAAGAAGACGUGCGUUAUUGCAGUGCCUACCGAUGAUAAGAGGGGUUCAGAGGAAUUUGGCUAUCGCUUACUUACGAAGGAGGAUGUCGAAAAACGUUUGCAAAGAUGGCAGGAUGAAGGAUAUCAUGUGGAAGGGUUCGACGUUUUCGCGCCUGAACAGGACUCACUUUCGAGCCAGAAUGGUGGCUUCAGCCGGUUACCUUACCCUGAUGAGACCGAACCCAAACAAGAUAAAGAUUCGAGAAAAUGUGCAGUGAGAUUUCCAAACCUUGGCGAAUGGGCCGUAUACGUUCAACAACUGCAAGAGGAGAAACUCCGCGCACUAGGAGUUUUCCUUGACGAUGAUCCUCCAGUCACAGAAUCCCCUGCGACAUCUAUGGUACCAAUGGCCCCAAUGGGGAUUUUCCCUGGCCAUAUCACAUCCCCACCAAUUCCGACAUCGUCUGCUGCCAGUAAUCCUAUGUUUGGAUCCCAUACCUUUUCUCCUCAUUUCAAUCAGUCGACCAAUCCAAGUACGCAUGCUGAAUCGCUGGCGUCGCCACCGCCGCAGUUUGGUGGACAACAUUCAUUUUAUGGCAUGGAUGCGAAUUUCGUGCCUGGGCUACCUUAUCCUUAUCAACCAACGCCUCCGGUUGCAGGAACUUUGACUCCCCAGAGUCUGUUUAGCGCACGUCAAGCCAGCUUUGCAGGAACGGGUCCUGGCGGCAUGCCAAACUUGAACGCAAUCUUCUCCCCUGUAUCUCCUCUCAAUGCUGACGACAUGUUCAAUCAAAGUACGAAUGGCCAGCGUGAUCGUACAGACUCAAUCCGAGAUUCGUCAUACCGAGACUCGUCAGCAAACAAACGACAAGUUCGUGAGUCGCGAGCAGCAACACUCAUCAUGGAUGAGUCCCAGUUCGAGACUGAACACUUCCAAGCGUCAAAUGUUGAGAUUGCGCAUCCUACACCUCGGGGGCACAGUCACAAUCUCAGUGAAACGCUACAGAAAGGUCUGGAUCGGUAUUCUCAGGCAGAUUAUCAUCUAGAACAUUCAAUUCAACGACAAUUAGAGGAACCUGAGAGUGACCUGCAGAAAUCGCGGUGGGCGAUUGCUGAAGAUGAAGCUCAACCGUCACCGGCCCAUGCACAGUUCUCAAUUCCAGACUCUUUUUCCACAGGCCACCAUCGCCUCUUUGGUGAACAGCAACAGCAGCCUAUGGGCAUUAUUCAAGAUGCUGACGAGAUUGAUACCAAUCCAAGUCUUGCCGCAAGCCCCCGUGAACCGAAACUUGAUAUGAGCCAUCACCCCUGGCACAGUGCUAAACCAAGUUCUGGUUCCUUCGUCGCGGGGCACAAAUCCAAAGCCUCUUUGUCAGGCCUCAAUGUGGAAGCACAGGAAUUCAAUCCUACCGCGUUCGCUUUCCAAGGAGGAGCCUCAUUUCAAUCAAAUGGUCUUGGAAACGGCUCGGUAUUCUCUCCCACUUCGUCUGUAUUCAAGCCUAGUGGUUCAAUUGGCAAUUACAACGUGGCAGCUCCUUCAUUUACACCUACGAGCAACGAUUUCAGCGCUAGCAGCACUUCAUUUGUACCUAGCGCGUCAAAGGGAUUCACUUUUUCCACCGCGUCCUUCAACGUGGACGCACCCGCUUUCAAUCCAGGUGCAAGCGUCACUUCCAAUGCUUCGGACGCACCUAGUCAUCACAAAGGCAGUAUCUUUGGAGAUAUUGACUUCAACCAGGUUUCCAAGCCGAAGAAAGAGUCCAAAGCGAUCCCUAUUGUCCGGCCGGAUGAUGAAGAUUUUGAUGGUCGUAAAAAUGAAGCCGUUGAACGUGGUGUACCAGGAACUCCACCACGUCAAAAGCGUGCUCGCCGCGGUGCUGGUGAAGAAGACAAGGCUGCCGAAUUUGCGGAGCCGUCGCCACUAGCAGAGGCUACUCAAGCCCAAGCUACAGCUACAGCAAAUCAAUCUCACAAAUCUGCUGAGGGCAAAGAGAACGAAGCCCCGGAGCAAGAUGAACUGGAGAUUCCUACAAAGCCGGCAAGCCCUAAUACUAAACGUCCCUUUGUCGAAGAUGAUGCUGCUUCUGUGAAGGAUAUUGCUGAGGACACCAACGGGAAGAAGACUACUCCUCCAGUUGACACCGAACCAUUCCCCUCCGUGCCUGAUGACGAGAUUGUUGAGCCUACUAAUUUGGCCAUCGACGAAAAGGCAACCAAGGAAAUGAAAGAGAAGGAUAACGCACCCUCUGUCUCUGAAACUGCACCCCAACCUAUUUCUGAGCAACCAAAAGCAGAGCUACCGAAGCGAGAGCCAAGGAAGUCUCUCUUUUCGGCAUUUAGAUCAUUCACAUUCCGCCCUUCCAUCUCAGAAUUUGUUCCGACUAAGUCGCCUACUACUAAGUCGCCUACUGAGACAACUUCUACCACAGAGCCUGUCAAGGCCCAACCCGAAAAGCCCAAAUCCGGACUGUUUGCAUCCCGAUAUGCUGUAGCGGAAGAAGAUUUGAAAGUUACCGAGUUAGCCUCGAUCAAUCAUCAGUCUGAAAAAGACGCCAAGAAAAAUGAUGAGAUUGCCCCCAGUGGUCAUGAUUCGCCCGACGAGGAUGAGCUCAAUGCUGUAAUGGAUCAGCUCAAUGGUGAUGAUUCUGAUGUGGGUGUGGAAAGGCUCAACACUCCCUUACCGCCUCAACUGGCCGUAGAGACACCCGCUGCGCGUUCGAUGGAGCAGACGCAGCUUCCACAAAUCAUUCGCAGUGAUGCUCCAAGUCCAAGUCCUGCAAGAAACUUCAACCAUCUGUUGCGAGGUGCUCCAAAGAUCACAUCCGAUCUGGAUGUUAACCAAUCUCAGCACUCAUUUCCGCAACGAGGCUUUGCUUCAGGUGCUCAAUCUCCAGUUCGUCAACUACAUAGUACGAACGAGCAUAUUAGUGACUGGGACGAUGUCAUCUCGUCCGGCGAGGAUGAGAAGCUGGUACAACGAAGCAAAUUCUUUGAUCGUCACGUUAAUGCACUUGUCAGUGAGGUCUUGGCCGAGAGAUUAGGUCCUCUUGAGCAAGCACUAAGCAUCAUACAAAAUUCCGUGGUUUCCUUGCACUCACAAUCCACUGUGCGCCAAUCCUUCAACGGCAGACAAGCAGAUGUGGAGCAUAGCGAUGCCGACGACGAGGAUGAUGAAGUCAAUAAUCCUCGGUCAAUCUCGCCAUUGAGUAAACGGGAUAGAAGGUUGGAGAAGAUGAAGGGCGCCGUACUGGAAGCUCUAGCAGCCCACGGCUUCGGCCGACAAGAACCCAACUCAUCUUCCGCAAAUCUUGAUGCUAUCCAAGAAACACUGGUUGAGCUCAAAGCAUUGACGCAGCAACGUCAGCAGCCUGAGCUUCCGGACAUCAGGGGUAUGGUUCAAGAGGCACUCGCUAUCCACGCCCAGGCCAGCGCUAGAAAGACGCCCCUUUCGGAAGCUGAAGAGAUCGGAGCGGAAAGUCUGAAAUUGCAGUUAGAUGGUGUGAAGAGCAUGCUUCGAAUGGCCGAUGAACGUACCGAACAAGAAAUCAAAGCUCGUCGUGAUGCUCAGGAAGCUUUGACAGAAGUCCAGAAGAUGCUCGGUCACGCCGAAGGUGAGGUUGCUCGCUACCGCCAAGCUGCUGAGCAAGCAGAAAAAGCUGUUCGUGAACUACAGGAAGAGAAGAUUCCUCAACUGGAAAAGGCCCAGACACGAUGCGAGACACUUGAGAAACAGCAAGAGUCAUGGGAAAUGACGUUCUCGGAGCUUUCCACCAAGAAUAUUGCGCUGGAGGGUACGCUUGACGAGUAUCGCGUUUCGCAUGAUUUCUGGAAGAAGAAAGUUGCGGCCAUUGAAGAUGAAAAUAAAGAUUUACAAUCCACCAUUUCACACCUCACUGCUCGCGUCGAAGACAGUAUGCGCGCUAGACAGAGUCUACGUGGCAAGUUUGACAAGCUGCAGGACGAUAUGGCAAACGUCACAAAGGAUGUUACUCGCGAUCAAGCCAAUGCGCGAAGAAAGGAAGAGGAACUCACAGCCAAAUAUGAAAGUCUUCGUGCUGCGUACGAUAGGGAAGUGAAGUUGCGCGAAAAGCUCGAGAUUGAUAUUAGCGAGCUAGAGAAGUCUGAGCGAGAAACUGCCAAAUUGAAGUUUAUUUUUGCUCAAUCUCAGCAAGAAAACCACAGGCUAGAAGAGCUCGUUGCCAGUCUGCGCCAGGAGAGUCAAGAACAUCAGAACACGGCCGCACGCUUUGAGCGGGAGUUUAAUGAAGCUCGUGAGAGCAGUCGUAUGGAGAUCCAGCGCACCAGAACUUCAAUGGAGGCCGACCUUGAAGCAGCGAACAAUCAAGUCAAUUAUAUUCGUGCAGGUCUCGAAGCUGAGAUCAACCGCUUGGAAGGCCAACUUGAAAAUGUCCGCAUGGAUGCUGAUACUAUGAAAGAGCGAUACGAGCUCCUCUUGGAAGAAGCUCGCGAGAACAAAGAUUCGGCUAUGACGGAAUUGGCUGCAGCCAAGGACAUGGCGAUGGAAGAACAACGCAAGACACAUGACCGUGUUCUGAACGAUCUCCGCGAACGCCACGCUCGUGCUCUACAUAAUGCUUCUGAGGAUCGACAGCGGAUUGAAUCGUAUAUGAAUGAGAAGCUAGGCCUCAGCAACGAGAAAGUGGCUCAUCUGCAAGACCGCGUCGCUCAUCUGGAAGAGAAGCUCGAAAUUGCCAAGUCUGCAGCUCGUGCAGCUGCUCAAGCGGCUCAAGCCAAGGGCGUUGUUGUGCCUCCUACCGCACAGCAUCACAGUUCACCAUCCUUGUCUUACAGCAGGGAUUCAUCAGUCCCUGAGAAGAUUUCUCCUCAAGCUCUUCGCGAAUCCAUUCUUGUGCUCCAAGAUCAAUUACAACAGCGGGAAAGCCGUAUCGAAGAGCUAGAACAGGAGCUCAGUGAAGUUGACAAGGAGGCACCCAACAAGAUCAAAGAAAGGGACACCGAAAUCAGCUGGCUUCGAGAGUUACUUGGGGUUCGUGUUGAUGAUCUCCAGGACAUCAUAGCCACCCUUUCACAGCCUUCUUUUGAUCAAAAUGCUGUCCGGGAUGCUGCGAUCCGACUUCGGGCAAACCUACAAAUGCAACAACAGGAGAAAGACAGGGCAAUGUCAGGCCAGGCGUUCCCUUCAUUGGCUGAUAUUGCUGCAUCACCACGUUCGCUCCCGCUUGCAGCAGCCGCAGCUUGGGGUAACUGGCGCAAGGGACGUGAGUCCUUCACAUCAGAAAGCGGGGCUUCUCAAACACCUUCCAAAUCAACAAACGGUGGUUUCCUCUCCGGGCUUCUUACACCGCCUAGCUCAAACGUGAGAUAUACUCCGAAAAAUUUGAGUGCUCCUCCAGGUCCAGCCCGUCUUGCAGGCCGUCGAACAGCAUCAGAGUCUCGUCCAUUGCGAGGAUAUAGUCAAUCAUCACGUUCUUUAUCCGCGCGACAAAUGGACAAGCUUCCUGUUGUCCAUCAGGAGCCGAUUGAACCACCGACAACACCACCACUUCUGCGAAGGUCCAGCUACGAUCAUGAUGCGGAGCAAAAUAGCUAUGACGGCAGUGCCUUGAUGGACGACGGUGAGAGCAUGAUAGCUGCGGACUCUCCUCAUGGAUCCCGAGAUGGCCUCUUUGCCCGUGACGAGUAAUCUGGUCUUGCCAAAUCUCUCUUCUCCUCUCCGUUCCAGAGUGUUCAUAUUUGAUAGUAUCUAUCUAAAUUCUUUUGAUCUGCAUAGCGUUAUAUUUUUUACGGCCCAUGUUUGUUUUUCCGCUUUCCCCUUCUCUAUUGUCAUUUUCUUCAUACCUUCUAUUCCUAUUAUCUAAUUUCCUGCCUUUUACCCUUUUCCAAAUCUUGAUACCACUGCUGCCUAUUCGUUACAGCUCUAUGCAUCACUUAUACAUUCACUGUUAAUACUUUUAUUCAGCACCUUCUUGUCGUGUGUUGCUGCCUUUGUGUACAAAAACGACAUGUCCAUUCGUUGGCAACCCCCCAAAAUUAUUUCCUUGUUUCCUUGAUUCUGUCUAUUUACUGGUUCUAUACAUUUUUUACCAUAUUGAAAUUGGAAUGUACCUAUUCGUUAUUCCCUGGAAGAUUGACGUCUUCAUUAUUAUUGUUGUGUAUGUAUUUCUAUGUGUACAACAGUUGUGCUUAGUUUAUGUGUAGAGAUAUCCUAGUUUUUGAUC
Talaromyces stipitatus ATCC 10500 is the source of this 7288-nucleotide messenger RNA. RefSeq names its product myosin class II heavy chain (MHC), putative. The record is from RefSeq and is a predicted model, not a curated record. NCBI's taxonomy places the organism in Eukaryota, Fungi, Ascomycota, Eurotiomycetes, Eurotiales, Trichocomaceae. Gene Ontology annotation, cellular component: cytoskeleton. The coding region runs from base 1 to 6753 and encodes 2250 amino acids. The transcript has 2 exons.